Molecule: messenger RNA, 4732 nt
Organism: Magallana angulata
Lineage: Eukaryota; Metazoa; Mollusca; Bivalvia; Ostreida; Ostreidae
Product: pre-mRNA-splicing factor CWC22 homolog
Exons: 2
Coding region: 93-1361 (422 amino acids)
Source: RefSeq, a predicted model, not a curated record
AUGCAUUGACCUUCAAUUCAACAAUAAAAAUACAGCUCUUUAAAGUGUGACUACCUAUAAAUAGAUAAAAAUCACUCAGGUAUGAAACCCCGAUGCGCAUGCCCCAGGUAAACCCUAACCGUUCGAUAGAUACAAUCGAUGACUUUCAAUUCAGCUCGCCAAGUGUGUACACGUGUUUACGUGUUCGGAUGGCCAAUGCCCAACUUCGUUCGCCGGGGCCUGGACAGGCUACGCCGGCUCAUGACGAGAGAGAAAGCUCACCCGCAGAGGCGGUUGAGAGCUAUAGUACAAAGGUAGAUGAGUCAGAGGACUCUCAAUGUGAAGUAGACCAUGUAUCUGUGGCUGAUAAGACAGAGGAUGAUUUUCGGCGGCAGUGGUCGUCAGAGCAAAUUCGGAAUGAUAAAAGUAAGUCCGGCGAUGUUUCUAUUAGAACACGCUCAAGCUCUAAAAAACGCAAGAAAAGCAAAACAUCAACUGAUUCAAGCUCAAGUUCAAGUUCCUCUAGUUCUAGCUCCUCUAGCUCCUCCUCAAGCUCUAGUUCCGAGUCUGACUCGGACGCUGAUUUAUUCUUAUGUUCUGAGAGCACAAAUUCUAAGCCAAAAAUCCCUAAAAAGAUUCUUAAAUUUGUCACUAAGUACGCAACAAAAGGGAUUAACAAAAAGAACAGACAGGCUAUUGCUAAGAUUUGUCCCAUACCUCAUUCUAAAAAGCUUCAGGGCUUGUCUUUGGACAGAUUUUUCAAGAAAAUAUUUUUCAAGGGUAAAAAAUGGAAUGGAAAGUUAGAGAAAAAUAAAGUAAAUACCCAGAUGAGAAUUUUAGAUGCUUUAGGGCCACUUUCUGUUUUAUGGAGCGAGGCAGAGCGAAUAAGCAAAACAGGCAAGGGCAUGGACCCCUCUGAUGUUAUUCAGUUUGUCCAAAGAGCGAUCAUGUUUGUAGGGAAUGCCCAUUUCCUUUUCAAUACUGAUAGGCGUAAGGCAGUGUUAGCUAAAACAAUGCCAGAAUCUGUAGAUGUGCUUUCUGAAAAAAGGUACAAGAAAUCAUUGGGAAAAUGUAAAAGUGAUUUAUUUGGGAAACAUUUUCUAAAACAAUUAGCGAAAGAUAACAAAGAUAAUAGAGAAUUAAAACAGCUAUUGUCUAAUGGCAGCGAUAAGAAUGUUUGGUCACAAACAAGACAGUUUUCUGACAGAAACCGCCAGUUUUUUCUACAGAGACCCUCAUCAAGCCUCCAGUAUGGGGGUCGCAGACAGACAGACAGGAGGCAGUUCACUCAGAAUCAGAGAUACACACAGUACCCACAAUUCAAGGGUCAGGGAGCAAACCAGAAAUAUACAGUGACUCCCAAGAAAUCAGUCACUCAGUGAAUCAGGUGAGUCUAAAACGGGUAGAAUUAUCAGAGAUCGAUCGGAAUCUAUCAAAAUUCCUGUUUUUCAAUGCUGUAGAAAUUCCCCAGUCAGUGCCAGUUGGGGGACGUGUAAAACAUUUCUAUCAGAAUUGGAAAGUAAUUACACGGGAUCCUUGGAUCCUUCAAUCAAUCAAAGGGAUAGAAAUUCCCAUAUUAUCAAAUCCUUUCCAGGGAAAAAUUCCGAUUCCGUCGAAAUUCAAAUCAGAGGAACAGAUUUUGAUAGAUUCCGAAAUAGAGAAUUUAGUGUUGAAAAAUGCGGUACGGGAGACAACUCCCACAAGCGAUUCCUUUUACAGCAACGUAUUUUUGGUACCGAAGAAGGGGGGCGAGUUAAGGCCUGUAAUAAAUCUAAAAAAUCUGAACAGUUUUCUCCCUUACGAGCAUUUCAAAAUGGAGGGGAUACAGCUGUUAAGAGAUCUCAUGGAAGAGGGAGAUUGGUUAGUAAAACUAGAUUUAAAAGAUGCGUACCUGACAAUAAACGUGGCAGAGAAAUUUCGAAAAUUUCUGAAAUUUUUUUGGAAAAACAAAAUAAUGGAGUUUACAUCCCUUCCAUUCGGAAUUGCAAUAGCACCGCGUGUGUUUACAAAAAUUAUGAAAAUUCCAAUUGCAAUUUUACGUCGUCUGGGUAUACGGCUGGUGAUUUACCUAGACGACAUUCUGAUUAUGAACCAAUCUCUCACAGGCAUUCAAUCAGAUCUGUCAACAGCUGUCUAUCUCUUAGAGAAUCUAGGGUUUUUGAUCAAUCAGGAAAAGUCAGUUCUAGUCCCUUCACAUGUAACGGAAUUUCUGGGAUUCACUGUAAACUCAGAAACAAUGACCCUCUCUCUCCCAAAAGAAAAGGUGAUAAAGAUAAAGCAGAAUUGCUUAGAUCUUGCGAGUCGUCAGUCUGUCUCUGCUCGGGAUCUAGCCCAAUUAAUAGGACGUCUGACGGCUACAAAUCAAGCGGUUCUACCCUCAUCUCUUCAUUACAGAAGUCUCCAGUUAUUAAAAACAAAAGCCCUGCAUACCGGAGGGAAUUACGACCAUCAUGUACAAUUAGACGAGGAUUUGAAACAAGAACUAAUAUGGUGGUCUUCAAAACUAAGCAAAUGGAACGGGAGAGCUUUAGUCCGUCCCCAACCAAACAUUAUUGUCAAAUCAGAUGCAAGCCUGAGAGGUUGGGGUGCAAUUUGUCAAAAUACAAAAACGGGCGGUCUUUGGAUGGAAAACGAAAGAGAUCAGCACAUAAACGAGUUAGAGCUCAAAGCAGCGUUUUUAGCAAUUCAGUGUUUUCAGUCGAAAAUUUUAAAAAAGCACGUACUAUUGCAAUCGGACAACAAAGUAGCGAUAGCAUACAUAAACAACAUGGGGGGUACAAAAUCAAAGAAAUUGAUAAAUCUUGCAAGUCAGAUUUGGCAAUGGUGUUUGGAGAGGGAAAUAACUCUUACAGGGGAGUACCUACCCGGGGAUAUGAACAUAGAGGCAGACUGGGAAAGUCGUCAUUUCAAGGACAAGAGUUCUUGGAAAUUAGAUCCAGAGAUUUUUAUUCACCUAAUGAAGAUAAUAGGCCCUUGUACAGUAGAUCUUUUUGCAGACAGGACAAAUGCCCAGCUGAACAAGUAUUUCAGCUGGAAGGAAGACCCUCAUGCACAGGCAUUAGACGCGAUGCUACAGACGUGGAGGGAUAUAAUGGGUUACGCCUUUCCCCCGUUUUGCAUGAUAACGCCUUGUCUAGCGAAGGUGAGGGAGGAGAAGUGCCAAAUUGUGAUCGUUACACCGACAUGGCAAACACAGCCUUGGUAUCCUCUCCUCCUUCAGAUGUCGAUAGACUUCCCAGUGCUGAUACCGAUGGGCUCGAGAACCCUAACCUCUCCCCAGGGGGAAGUCCACCCUCUGAUAGUCAGCGACACAUUACAACUAGCAGGGUGGAAGGUAUCAGGAGAUAUUACACUUCAGAAGGUUUUUCAGAGCAAGUUAAAGAACUUCUCUUGCACUCUUGGAAACCAGGCACAAAAUCCGCUUACGACAGUGCCUGGUCGAAAUGGAAUAGCUGGUGUUUGGAACGGUCAAUUGAUCCCUUUUCAGCCCCUUUGGCCUCUGUGUUAGAUUUUUUAGCCUGGAUGUUUUUUCAGGGCUAUAAAUAUCGAACGAUUAAUGUCCAUAGAUCGGCAAUAUCCUCAGUGUUACCGCAAGUGAAUGGAGUUUCUGUAGGACAGGUUCCUAUUGUAAAACAGUUGUUUAGGGGGAUAUUAAUAAAAGACCCCCCUCGGCCUAAAUAUGGUUUUUCAUGGGAUAUCAAUGUUGUUCUUAAACAUUUAUUAGACUUGCCUAAUGAUAACGAACUUUCUCUUUUACAGUUGAGCAAAAAAUUUACCAUUUUACUUGCUCUAGGAGCCCCAAAAAGAGUCUCAGAGAUUGCUAGAUUCGAUCGUCGUUUUAUGGAAAGAAAGGAGGGGAGUAUCGUGUUUCACUUACCAGGUCUAUCAAAAUCUCAGAGGGAUAAUAAAUGUAGAUCUGUUCAGUAUGAUAAAACAGAUAAUGAAAAACUCUGCGUUUUACAUUGUUGUUCCGUUUACGAGAAACGAACUGAAUCAUUUAGAUCGCAGCUUGAAUCCGAACCUGAUCCUCUGCUGCGUACAACCAAAAAACCUCAUAAUAGAGUUUCUGCACAAACAGUCAGUAACUGGAUAAAAUCUGUUAUGUUAGAUGCAGGUAUCGAUACAUCAAGAUUUCAAGCGCAUUCGUGCCGGAUGGUCUCUUCAAGCAAAGCGCAUAAUACUGGAAUACCUUUAGAAGAAAUUCUAUCAAAAGCAGACUGGUCAAAUGCGCGAACAUUUAAAACAUUUUAUUUGCGCAAUACUCCAUCUGAUAUAUCUUAUACACGUAAUGUUUUGAAUAUGGUGAGUUUGGUAAUUUUCGGCUUUAAACAUGCAUUAUUAUAUCUCACGGAAAUAUUUGAAAUAUAAUUGAAGAUUUUGUGAGGGCGCGAAGCGCCCGAAAUGAAAUAUAAAUUAUAUGAUAAUAUUGAAGUGAGAUAUAAUAAUGUACUUCCCUCCCACCCUUGCCCGAUUAUUGGCUAAGGAGGGUGGUACUGAUUAAUUGUUUAUGUACAAAUAUUACAUUUCACAUUACAGUUGGGUUAAUUUGUGUCGUAUGUGUUGUAGGAGGAUAACUCUGUACCAACAAACGCCACGACGCCCAGUUGAGACAGUCUACAGUUUACCGUGGUUCUACGGCAACAAGAGUGACAGAUGAAAAACGAUCAUAGUGAAUUGCUGAACAAUCCUGACUGUGCAAUUUGAUGAGAAUAAUUAAUAUUUUUUAGAUAUUAUAUAAAUUCUGUCAAAAUUA